AUUUAGUGAAAAUAUGGAAGGAAUACAGCAAACUAUGGAGGAGAAGGAACAGCAGAUAUGGGCUCAAGAGAAAACUCUUGUUAAACAAGUCAUGUAUCAAUGACUUAGAUACACCUUUAGGCAUCCUUCACAAUUGAAGAUGAUCAUAUACUUUAGCUUUAGAGAGUGAGAUAGAGAUAAGAUGAUCCAAGAGUUUACAAAGUUCAGAUUUUGAGAAUUUCCCUAUAAAAAUGGAUUCUUCUUUUACGACCUCUUACUCAAAGAUACUAGGAAAGUUGAGAAGUUUCUUUCAAAGUACUCUCAAGAAGAUAUGCAGACUUUUCAUAUUUUUUCAGAAAAAUGAACUAUUCUUUUCAAGCCUUUCUCCAGAUGAAUUUUAAGAAGUUUGUGUAAAAUCCAGACAGAGAUUUCUAUUAAUAGCUUUUCUCUAACUAAAUCUAAUUUCAGAGGUAUCUUUGAGCAAGGCCAUUCUUGCAAAGAAAUAGGUUUUAGUUCUUGAAAAUUUUAAUAUUAAUAAAGUCUUUGAAUCUAACUCAAAUGAAUUAAAGUUCAGCAAAGAAAUAAAAUACAGUACAGAAUCAAUAACAUUCCAAUAUUGAGGCAAUGUUAAUACCAACAAUUGGAGUGAUCAUCCACACCAAGUCAUUACUAUCCUCUCUGCAAUAAGCAGCUGCUCCUUAAUCCACUCACUUAAAUCCCUCUCCUUAACCAAAAGCUGCAUCUCAGACGACACUCUUUCCGCCCUAAUAUCAAAAUCCAAUCUAACUCACCUAAAAUUUCUUCAAAACACCGAAUAACCAAAUUUCAACCUGAC
Moneuplotes crassus is the source of this 814-nucleotide messenger RNA. The record is from the annotation of a GenBank genome assembly. Lineage: Eukaryota; Ciliophora; Spirotrichea; Euplotida; Euplotidae.